CAUUCCUCCUCCGCCUCCCCCCAAUCCCUGUCAUCAUGCUGCACAAACUCCUCCGGCCGCAGAGCUCACUGCGUGGGGCCUCCUCUCUCUUUCAGAAACCCGUCUCCGCUCUCCCCCAGCGCCAAAUUCGAGGAAUCCACCGUGUGCCCCAAUUAACUCAUGACGCCUCCUUCAAGAAGAAGGGAAUCCCGGAACUGCUUUCCCCCGAAGCGGUGGACUUCGCGUGGACCCAAUACCAGACGCUUCUGAUCGACAAGUUGAACCUUUUGACGCAGGACACCGUUGACGCCAAUGUGCCCCCUGGAGAACUGCUGGUCAAGUACUCCCGGCGCCCGGAAAUGGCGUCCGUGUUCAACUACGCCUCGAUGGCCCACAACAACCACUUCUUCUUCAACUGCCUCUCCCCCGCUCCCACGCAGAUCCCCGACAAGUUCGCCAAAGACAUCAUCGACACGUGCUCCUCGGUCGAAUCGCUCAAGCUCGACUUCCUGGCCACCGCCAACGCCAUGUUCGGCCCUGGCUUCGUCUGGUUGGCCAAGAACCUGGAGCGCGAAGGCCUGAUGCACAUCUUCUGCACCUACAACGCCGGCUCGCCCUACCCGGCGGCGCACUCGCGGCGGCAGCCGGUCGACAUGUCGACCCACAGCCCCGACGCGCCCCUAGGCAACCAAUACGCCGGCGCCAUGGGCGCCCACUCGGCCAACGCCACGAACCAGAAGACCAUGGCCCCCGGCGCCAUCGACGUGCAGCCCAUCCUCUGCGUCAACACGUGGGAGCACGUCUGGAUGAUGGACUACGGCAUCGCCGGUAAGGCCGAGUACCUGGAGCGCUGGUGGGACCGGAUCAACUGGGAGGCGGUGUUUGCCAACUACACGGCGGUCAGCUCGGUCAAGGCGGCGCCUGGAGGGAACUGGAACCGCAACCUGAACAGCAUGGUCUGAGCGGGUUUGGGUUUACAAGUGUUUUAAUUUCCCUCAUGUCUGGAUAAUUGUAUUAUAUUCCAUGGUUUUGGUCAGGAUUUCUUUUUCCUCUUUCUCUUUCUAUAUCUAGUCUACUGUACAGCGAUUGGUAGAACAACG
Aspergillus campestris IBT 28561 is the source of this 1079-nucleotide messenger RNA. RefSeq names its product mitochondrial 37S ribosomal protein mS42 (gene sod4). The record is from RefSeq and is a predicted model, not a curated record. Gene Ontology annotation, biological process: superoxide metabolic process. Bases 36 to 941 code for a protein of 301 amino acids. The transcript has 4 exons. NCBI's taxonomy places the organism in Eukaryota, Fungi, Ascomycota, Eurotiomycetes, Eurotiales, Aspergillaceae. Gene Ontology annotation, molecular function: metal ion binding; superoxide dismutase activity.